AUGUUUGAAACGGAAGGAAAAAUCAUGUCACGGCUGUCUUUGACCCGGUCUCCAGUGUCUCCUCUGAUUACCCAAGGAAUCCCUCUACCAGCUCAGCUGACCAAAGCCAACGCUCCUGUUCACAUCGAUGUCGGAGGACACAUGUACACCAGCAGUCUGGCAACGCUCACCAAAUAUCCAGACUCAAGAAUCAGCCGGUUGUUCAAUGGCACGGAGCCCAUUGUGUUGGACAGCUUGAAGCAGCACUACUUCAUCGAUCGAGAUGGGGAGAUAUUCCGGUACAUUCUCAGCUUUCUAAGGACCAGCAAACUUCUCCUCCCUGAUGACUUCAAGGACUUCCACCUCCUUUACGAGGAGGCGCGGUACUACCAGCUGGCGCCCAUGAUCAAGGAGCUGGAGCGCUGGAAGCAGGAGCGGGAGCAGAGGAAGCUGUCGCAGCCCUGCGACUGCCUGGUGGUGCGCGUCACGCCCGACCUGGGCGAGAGGAUCGCGCUGAGCGGAGAGAAGGUCCUGAUCGAGGAGAUCUUCCCCGAGACCGGAGACGUCAUGUGCAACUCGGUCAACGCCGGCUGGAACCAGGACCCCACCCACGUCAUCCGCUUCCCGCUCAACGGGUACUGCAGACUCAACUCUGUGCAGGUCCUGGAGCGGCUCUUCCUGAAGGGCUUCAGUGUGGCGGCCUCGUGUGGCGGGGGCGUGGACUCCUCCCAGUUCAGCGAAUACGUGCUCUGCCGCGAGGACCGGCGGUGUCAGCCCUCCAUCAGAAUAAAGCAGGAGCCCCUGGACUGA
Molecule: messenger RNA, 789 nt
Organism: Conger conger (European conger)
Lineage: Eukaryota; Metazoa; Chordata; Actinopteri; Anguilliformes; Congridae
Product: BTB/POZ domain-containing protein kctd15-like
Exons: 5
Coding region: 1-789 (262 amino acids)
Biological process (GO): protein homooligomerization
Molecular function (GO): protein binding
Source: RefSeq, a predicted model, not a curated record